AAUUUCCUAGAAAGGAUCAUUUGCUCUAUUCCUCGACGCAAUUCUCUGGAAGUCUAUCAAUUUAAUUUCUUCCAUGAUUUAUGAACAUGUGGGAAACUGUCACUAUCUUCAAUGCGCAGAAGAGUACGAAUAAAUCGCAGAGAUAUUUGACACAUAUUUGCUAAAACGGUUCUAACACAAGAACAUGGAACUUCUGGCUCUGGGUGGUAAAGUAAAAAAUUACAUUUCAAAAUUGGAUGAACUUAACAACUGAGAAGCAGAGAUUAAUUGGUAGAUGUUGACAGUGAUACGGAGCCUUGAAGAGCUUCGGAACAACAAACAGGAAGCAUGAGCCGGCAUUGGCUACCCAAGUUUCCUAUUUAUGUGCAGGAUGCAGGAAAGCAAUGAGGAGGAGGAAUUCUCAUUGGCCAUUGGCUUUAAAAGAUCAUAAGGCCACUGAAUUUCCAAGAAAGAUAAAUCUAUAAAUAUUAAGCAAGUGUCACUAUUGUGGUUUUGGAUAAAGGGUUCAAUUGUGUGGGCUUAGUUUGACACGCAUGGUCGGUGAUAGUGAUACUUAUUGUACCAUGUUAUGGAAUCGCAUGCCUGUUGGGCUUAUGCAUGGGAAGUUUCACUGAGGCUCUGGUUCUGCCUGCAAGCCUAGUCUCCAUAAAGCUAAAGAGGUUUCCAGUGAAAAAGCAGGGAGAAGUUAAACAAGGUAGUGAGUGGUGACAGGUGAAAUUAUGGAGUCAAGUGGGCAUAAAGAGACUCAGUUUCUCUUGGGCAGCUUCAGAGGAGAAGUUGAUAUUGAUUUGACAAGUAACUCCACCUUCCUUGGUUCGUUAAGGAGCAAAAUCAAGAAUUCAUUGAAUGAGCUGAAAGAUUUUGCUGAGAAAGCAUGGGAAAUGGGUCGGUCUGAUCCCCGGAAAAUCAUAUUCGCAAUCAAAAUGGGACUGGCACUGGCGACUGUAUCGCUGCUUAUAUUCUGGAAAGACCUUUAUGAUAUUUCUCAGUACUCCAUCUGGGCAAUUCUAACUGUCAUUGUUAUGUUCGAAUACAGCAUAGGAGCCACCUUCAUAAAAGGAUUUAAUAGGCUAUUGGGCACAUUGUGCGCUGGAAUGCUUGCCUUUUGCUUUGCUGAGCUAUCUUUGUUGGUUGGUAGAUGGGAGGAAGUUGUAAUUGUUAUCAGCAUUUUUAUUAUAGGAUUUUUCGCAUCCUAUCUGAAACUGUAUCCGACAAUGAAGCCUUACGAAUAUGGAUUUCGAGUGUUCAUAUUGACAUACUGUAUCCUUAUGGUAGCUGGGAACAGGACUAGGGAAUAUGCUGAAGCAAUUGUGACUAGAUUGGUGCUAAUUGCACUUGGUGCUAGUGUUUGUUUAGUUGUAAAUGUGUGCAUAUACCCCAUUUGGGCUGGUGAUGCUUUGCACAGUUUGGUGGUGAAAAAUUUCAAGGAUGUGGCUAAUUCAUUAGAAGGUUGUGUUAAUGGGUACUUGAAAUGUGUAGAAUAUGAGAGGAUUCCCUCUAGAAUCCUCACGUUCCAAGCUUAUGAUGAUCCACUUUACAACGGCUAUAAAUCAGUCAUGGAAUCUGCAGGCAAAGAAGAUACUCUGUUAGGAUUUGCUAUCUGGGAACCGCCUCAUGGUCGUUUCAAAACGUUUAAGUAUACCUGGAAAAAUUAUGCAGAAGUAUGCGGUGCCCUGAGGCAUUGUGCAUUCAUGGUCAUGGCACUUCAUGGAUGUAUUCUCUCAGAAAUACAGGCCCCGGCAGAAAGGAGGCAAGUCUUUCAGACUGAGCUCCAGAGAGUUGGAGCAGAAGCUGCCAAGGUUUUGCGCGAGCUUGGAAGCAAAGUAGACAAAAUGGAAAAAUUAGGCCCUGUAGACAUUCUAAAAGAGGUUCAUGAAGCAGCCGAACAAUUACAAAGAAAGAUAGACGAAAAAUCAUACCUUCUAAUCAAAUCUGAUAAUUGGGAAAUCACAAGACAGCCUAUUGAGAAUCUUCUGGAUGGAAAGGAGAAUGAGCACGUGCAAUUGGGAUUGAAGUCCUUAAGCGAAACUGUGCUCGACUUAAGGUCACUUGAUGUUUGGGCACCGUCCUCACCUAAAAGAGACUCCACAGGAAGCUUGUUCAGGAAACAAGAGCCAUGGCCUUCACGUCUUUCUUUUGAUGCUGGUGCUGGCAAUAGAGAAGAGUGCAGAACAUAUGAGAGUGCGAGUGCCUUAUCCUUGGCAACAUUUGCUUCCCUCUUAAUUGAAUGUGUUGCAAGGCUUCAAAGCCUUGUUGAGGCAUUCGAAGAACUGAGUGAGAAAUCAGAGUUUGUGGAGCCUAUGGUUACAGAUUUUGAAAUUGCCAAAAGUAAGGCUACAUGUUGUGAGAGUCUGUUUAGAUGCUUCAGAUUCUCAAAAUGAGUGUCGUAAUUGCUUACUUUGCUUAAAGUGAACGGUUAAAUACAGCUUUCUUUUGAAGGUUAUUAAUCUUGAAAUCGAGUUUCAGCUUGGGUUGAUAAGCCUAUUAGUGAAAGCUGCUGCCAUUGCACGAGGAUAUGGGGAUAAUAACGUAGUAUAUUGGUGAUUCUAGGUAGUAUAGCCUAGUUGUAAUAUGGCAAAUUAAUUUACAGUAACAUAUUAACAAGUGUCCAAUAAAAUAGUUUUUCUUAUGUUUUAAAA
Molecule: messenger RNA, 2639 nt
Organism: Manihot esculenta (cassava)
Lineage: Eukaryota; Viridiplantae; Streptophyta; Magnoliopsida; Malpighiales; Euphorbiaceae
Product: aluminum-activated malate transporter 9
Exons: 7
Coding region: 720-2381 (553 amino acids)
Biological process (GO): malate transport
Cellular component (GO): plant-type vacuole membrane
Source: RefSeq, a predicted model, not a curated record